CGUAAAACAAAUCGCGCAAGGCGCGAAACAAAACAACCAAGAACCAAAUAUGCAAAUAAUAUCACAGAUAAUAUUAUAAUCAUAAAUCAACAAGCAUGGUUGUGUGCGUUGAAUAUGUUCUUGAGAUUUGAAGUUUUGAUAAAAAUCUUUUGCGUAUUUUCAGAUCAGUAUGGCGGAAGGAGGAGAUGUAAUUCAACGUGUUGACAUGGCAUCAAAUGAAGAUCUUGAGAAAAUCCUUGAUGAGUUGAUAAUGAAGAGAAUGCACAGCUAUCAGAUAGAGGAUUGCUUUCACAUUUUUUUGGGACUAUGCGGAGACGAUGAAAGAUCACUGAUGAUUAAUUUUUUAAAAAUAUUUCUAUCAUGUAUACCAGAAGCGGCCAUUCGCGACAUUCUAAUUGUCGAUGAUGCAAAUAUCGUGAUUGGUUAUGAUGUCGAUGUGAUGCAAAAUGAUUUGAAGGAGCUGAACAAAAUGUUCCAUCAAGAUCAGCAAAAGAAACUAAAAACCUAUUUGAAUAACUUCAAGUUGUUUCUUGUUGAAAUGAUGCAUUCAAAGACUUUUUCCAAGCUUUUCAAAGGAAACCGUCAAAUGUUAGCUGCACUAAAUGCUAUACUGAGGCAGAUGUGCUCUUCUGAGUACACUAGACAAAGAGAAGUUGCAAUUGUGGCCAUGUUUGAAAUGCUUGGCUGGAUGUUGGAAAACGAAUUCUAUGAACAACAUGACGAUUGGCCGGAGGUGACAACUUUUGAAGAUGACUGUUUGCGUAUGGAGGUAGAUACCCCUAGUACUUGUUUGGAGUAUAUAAAAUCACGAGCUCUCGAUUGCAUCUCACUGCCUCUAAUCAAUGACUCCCAGUACACUAUCAGGCUCUCGGUAUUGAAUUACAUUCGGGAGAAUUACAAAGAACAUGUGGAUAUUGUGAAGCAUGCUGGUAUCCUCAAGGGUCUUGCAUUCUGCAUUAUGGACAGUUCCUUCACUGUUCAGCUGUCUUGUGUCAAGCUGCUCUUAGAGCUAUUGGAGAAGUUGAAUAAUGCAGAGCUGAUGGAUUGGUUUCAUGACGAGUGCCAAAUCUCAGUGAACUGCACGGUGGUUCCUGUCAAUUUAUUGAUUGAAAAUUUGACUCCUAAAGCGUCAGAAGAUCUUAUCGACACUUCAAUGAAGAUUGUGAUUCAUCUGGAAAAAUACUCUCCCGGCCGUAUCAAGGCAACAGGUGUGAAUUUCCUGUUCACAAGCUUGUGCAUUAGUCACAAAGAUGCAGUCAAAUUGGUUGCAGAGUUGGUGCACGCGGUGCUCUGUGGAGUUGCUGUAUCCUCUCACCUGGCCGACUACCAACAUUACAAAACGUAUAUCAGCUACUUUGGCAAAAUGCAACACACUCUAUCCAAAGCAAUACCAACCGAUGUUUUCGUGAAUCCAUGGAUGGGGAUCCCAGAUUCUCCAUUGCUCAACUUUGAAUAUUUCGUGAAAUGUUUGUUGGAAGAAGAAACAUUGGUUGAAAAUAAAGGAAUCGAUUUGCUUACAGUAUUGAGGGCUGUCCUAUGUCAGCUAAAUGGCUUCUUUCCUCAAAAAUUGAACAGAGUCAUGCUCAUUAAUGACAUGUCAAUUGAUGAUAGAAGAAACAAACUAGACAGUUUUGUUAUUAAUUUUGCAAAAUUCAUCGAUGGUCUACUGAGCAAUUGGAACGUAAACAAGGACUGUCUAAAUAUAUGCCUGAAUAUCGUCACACAUAUUCCAGCCGUGUCUCUUACUGAGGAGUCGUUGCUGAAGUCUUUGCAGGCGAUGAUCGAGAAAAUACUACUGAACGAAACGUUCAACUAUAAAGAGAGACAACGAGCAAUGAGGGCGUUAGCACAUGUGGGCAGUGCAGAUAAGCCCGUUUGCAAGAAUGUUGUCAAGGAAGUGAUUGGCAAUCUGCUUGAGUCAUUCGAAGGCGAUGUUUGGAAAUUGGCUGAUGACACCGAAGCACUCAACAGAGAUGUUCUUGGAAAAGUUGUAGCUGGUUGCCAGAAUAUGCUGUCAUUGUUUGAUCACUUCGAUCUGACUCCAGUUCUUGAACAAAUCAAUCGUUGCGAAAUGGUAAUCUUGCUUUCGAAGUUAUUACUGGCUGAUCAUAAUUCCAAAGAGUCGAAAAUGUAUGUGAUGAAAAUACGUCAUUCAUUGUUGGUUACUGAUAUGAACAUAAGUAUUGAAUCGUUGACCAAGCGUCGUGACAGACAUCCACUUCAUGAAUUCGAUAAGUGUGUGGCCGCUUACCUUGUCGACAUUUGUAAAAUAAUUCCUAUUUUGAUUGGUUGGCUGGGAAACCUUGAAGAUAGAGAACAAGUCGAUAUGUUGGAAAUUGUCAAAAAAGAGCUUGACAUCCUUUGUGUCCUGAGGAAGUUUGAUUCUGAUUGGUUCAGAAAUGCUGAUGCUUUAAAAACUGAAGAUUUCAAGCGACAUAUUGUUGAGCCUCUAAAAGAGUGGAUUGAAGCAAGAAUUCCUGUCCGUGCAUCACCAACUACUGAAGAAAUGCAGCCAGGGAAAAUUGAAUCAACCAUUCAGACAAUUUUGUCACUAUUGAAAGAUGGAUCUUUGCUUCUCGCCGAUUUCACAGAUUUUGUGACGUUUGCAUUAAGAAAGGGUGAUCCACUUGCUAUUGAAGUUGUCACUAGACACAAAAAUCUGAAGCCAGUGAUCAAUGUCCUUUUUUCACUAAUGAAGGCCAGUUUGGAUGAAGUUGCGUCCCCAAAUUUUUCGAAGCAGAGGGUUAAAAUUACUUUGAGAGUUUGUAUGGCAAUUAUCAAAGAAAUAAUAUUGAUCAUAAUGGAAAAUAACUAUAAUGACGGAAGGCGUGUAGCACAGGCAACAUUGGGUAAAAUUGUGAAUCUGAUCUUCGAAACUAAAAGCGAAGUUCUGCCUGGAUCAAUUUUGGCACAUUUCGUCUAUCCUUGGUUCAGAAUCAUCUUUGAAUACUGUAUGCCACCAUUGAUUCUUUCUACUGACGACCUACUAGACUGGGAAAUAUUAUUGCAAAAGUAUCCUGAAAUUGCAUACUUGAUCAAUCUUCUAUGUACAAGAACUGAUGAAGACCGACCUUCAAAGCUCCAAAAUAGUGCAAUGGAGCUAAUAUAUUUUCCUGAAAAAUACAUCGCUGAGUGCUGACGUUUGAAACUAGGUAGUACGAUGUUAAUCCUAAGAUAUGAGAUAAAAUGUUUAUUUAUCCAAUUACAGUUGAAUAUCGUCAACUAAAAUACAAAUAAAAUAUAUCGUCAAUAAAUACAUGUUGAAAUUAUAUUGAUAGGAAACAAAAAUAAAACAGACUGUAGUAUGUUAAAUUGCGAUACGAAUUAUCAAAAAAAUAAAAUAACAUAGUGAGAACAAAAAAUAGUAGCAGAUCAUACAGUACUUGCUACUAUAUAAUAUUAUUACCUACCUACCUGUUAGUUUGAAGGACGUCAAUAUACUGUUGAACUGUUGGUAGGCUUUGUCACAUUUUAUCCCGAGGUCGGUUUGAAUUUGUUGAGUGGAUUGCUGGUAGAUGAGAAUUUCAAGUGUAAUGGAAGCUUAUUAUAAAAUUUGCAACCUGCGUAACUUGGCUUGCUCUCAAACAGCUUCCUCAUAUUUGGCUGAAUAACAAAACUCUCUUUUCCUUCUUCUCGUUAUUAGAAGAGUGCCUAUCGGCGAUAAGUCUCAAAUAAAUUAUAUUUUUUACAGUGAGCAUUAUAAGUCGGAAGAGGUAAAUCGAGGGCACAGUCAGUAAAACGACAAUCGUCUGGAAAAAUCUAUACAGGUGUGAUUAUAUGUGCCUUCUUUUGUAAUAUAUAAGGACUCUUCGCAUAUUUUCCUUUGAGGUACUACCCCGAAUCUCUGUUCGAUAUGUCAUGUAACAAUAGGAAAUUAUAAAAUAUGCAACUUUGACAGAAUUUUAAGGAACAUUUUCAAACAGACUUCUUAUAAGGAAGAGAGUUCUUGAAAUCAUCAAUAUGCAAUGUCUAUGUCAACCUGUCACCAAAUUUCAUCCUAUUAACUGAGUCAGUGUACACAAUGAUAUCCUCUCUAACACUUGAUUGAGAUAUUAUGGAAUCUCAUCACUUGAAGGCUUGUUAUACAGAGCCACAGCUGUGGUCGCAAUUAGUGAUUUUCGGAGAAAUCACCACAAUCACAUCAUAAAUAACAGUCUAAUCGGUGCUGUUGCUUUGUUUAAUAGGGUUCUCGAAAGGACACCUUUUGGCAACCAGCAUCUUCGAUAAUAAAUGGUGGUUUGAAAUAACCAGAGAAUCUUUGAAACCAAAGGAAAUAAUCCUACGAUGAGAAUUUUUUUCUCAUCAUAAUUCCUUAUUUCAACAGUAUUCAACUUACUAUAUUAUACUAUUAUCAGUAUUCAUCUACAUAUCAGUAUUAUAUUUACUAUAUUAUAUUAAACAAUUAUAAAUAGGUAAUAUAAUUAAUUUGAAGCCAGGAGCAAUUUAUUAAGAUAUGUCUUGAAAAUGAAAAAGCUUUUUAUUUUAAAAAUUACAUCGUAAAUAUAUUAUGUCUGUCUAGCAUCCAUCACAAUGUUCCAUAAUUAAUUCGAAUGAAAAUUAUAAAAAUCUUAAUAAUUUGAAGAGAUUUUGUUAUUUUAAGAUUUUGAUACCAAACAAUUGAGUAAUGGAAGACUGGAAUAAGUACAAAUUAUUCUAUUUUGUGUGGAUUCCUGUAUCGAAUAAUUGAGUAUUAGAAAAUGUUAAUAAGUUCAAAUAUAAUUUUUAUAAUAUUGUAUAAUUUGAGAUUAUAAUAUGAAUGAGAUAUGAAUAUAAGUGUGAGAUUCUCCACUUGAUAAAUAAGAAGUCAGAUUAAAAAAACUGACAUUCUUUGGAUUCGGCAUUAUUUUUAUUGAUCUCUAAAUAGUGAGAGAAUAAAACUUUAGUAUCUAGCUCAUUAAAUAUUACUUAUUGAAUUGAUAAUUUUGCUUAGUAAUUUGUAAAAGUGAGGUAAGUUA
This is a messenger RNA of Nilaparvata lugens (brown planthopper), 4955 nucleotides long. RefSeq lists its product as uncharacterized. The record is from RefSeq and is a predicted model, not a curated record. The transcript is spliced from 20 exons. Bases 170 to 3139 code for a protein of 989 amino acids. NCBI's taxonomy places the organism in Eukaryota, Metazoa, Arthropoda, Insecta, Hemiptera, Delphacidae.